This is a messenger RNA of Symsagittifera roscoffensis, 1608 nucleotides long. Its product is annotated as coiled-coil domain-containing protein 112-like. The transcript is spliced from 9 exons. The record is from RefSeq and is a predicted model, not a curated record. NCBI's taxonomy places the organism in Eukaryota, Metazoa, Xenacoelomorpha, Acoela, Convolutidae. The coding region runs from base 1 to 1608 and encodes 535 amino acids.
AUGCGACCAUCAAGUCACGUUGGAGACCAUAAAAGUUCCUCGAGUGAUGAGAAAGUGAGGCUGCUGAAAGAGAUCUCCCAGCUGCAGCAGAAGAUUAAAGCACUGGAGCGAGAAAGAAAUAACACUGUAUUUAACAAGAAGUCGGAGUUGAGACCCUUCUACUCGGACUUGGAGGAGACCAGUUUGAAGAUAGAGGAGGAGAGGAAAACUGAGAGCAUGAGGCUGAAAAGGGACCUGGAAAAGCUGAAGAGCAAUGUGAGGUCAUUCAGGAACACCGUGCUCCAGUUGCGGCCAGGAGGCAGUGGCAAUUCGAGGGAGGAGGAGAGUUCGAGCAGACGGGAUGUGGUCGGGACUCCGAGUGGAGGUGUUACUCCUGGAACUACUUCAGUGGAGCGACUAAAGGAGAAGGUGGAAGAGAUAGACUCCAGUAUCAAUUCAUUCAAAGGCUCACACAGAGAGAACUACGAGAAAUUCGUGAUAAAUGAGAAGACGCUGAGCCAAGAAGUAGCCGCUCUGGACAGAAGAAUUGAUGUUUGGGACCUGCCAACCACUCAAAACAAUGCCAACUCGACCCAAGUGGCGCCUCCAACUUCUGCGACUGGAUCCAAAGUGAAGAUAUACAAUAUUGCCAAUGACUUGUCCUCCACUAAACCACAAGAAGUGCUGGAGUAUGAAAAGUACAUCGAACAACAUGGUGGUAGUAGAGGCGGUUGGGAGGAGUACGACCACGUCACCUUCACCAAGUACUACACCCUGCUCUACAAACAGAGCACAGCCGACGAAGAGGUAUCCAAACGGAAGCUGAUCGAACGUCUGGCAGUGGAACUGGCCCACAGGUCAGUUGAUGAUCUGGACAGUCAUUUCGAGUGGUACAAGAGACUGUUGGAGUUGGGUGAGAAGAAGAAGUAUGCGAUUACGCAGUGGAGAAAACAGAAGGACAAGGAGAGGGAGGCACUGAAGUCGAGAGCUGUGAAGAGCGAAAUUGACCUGGAGGAAGCUGAUGGUCGGGAAGGAAUUGAGGUGGACGAGAGUGACCUUAAAAAGGCAGAGGAGAAGAGGGAACUGUUGAAGGCGUGGAGAGAGUUCAGGGAGCAAGAGAGACGAAUUGCAAUUGAGCAGGAGAAGAUACGCAAAGAGGAGGAAAAGGAGAAGGAGAGGCAGCAUUUGGAGAGGCAGAAGGAGAUCAAGGCCCAAAUAGACGAGAUGAAGAUGCGGAAACAGCGAGAGGACGAGAUAGAGAGGCUGAAGAAGCUAGCUGACGAGUUAGAGCAGGACCACAUACGCAAGGCUGAACUCAGGGAAAAGAGAAUUCAGAGUACUAAGAAAGCACUCUCUCAAGCAGAGGAAAAGAAAGAAAUGAAGAAGUUGCAGGAGUUCGCGCAGGCGGAGAAGUCAAAGUAUGUAGUCCUCAGGAAGAAGGCAGUCGAAGCGAACGUCACACGAGACCCAAACAGGCUUUUGAAGCCGACCAAGGGCUGGGAAAAUCGAGUGAAAGAGGAAGAAAUGAAAAAUGAUGCAGGAAAACGUGUGGGGGGUCUCAGUGGUACCAUUGCUGUCACCCAUAUUCCUCACAGGGCAACUCCAGCUUGGAGAAGCAACGCAUCCUGA